AGAACUCAGAAGCGCUCGUGUGUCACGUGAUGUUGACGUCAGUCGCCCUGCGUUACUGUGCGCCACUGAUGCAGGGGGACCCAUCAUGGCGUCGAUGCAGAAAAGGUUACAGAAAGAACUGCUAGCCUUGCAGAAUGAUCCACCCCCUGGAAUGACCCUAAAUGAGAAGAGCGUACAGAACACCAUCACACAAUGGAUUGUGGAUAUGGAAGGAGCCUCUGGUACUCUUUAUGAAGGGGAGAAAUUUCAGCUUCUAUUUAAAUUUAGUAGUCGUUAUCCCUUUGACUCGCCUCAGGUAAUGUUCACAGGAGACAAUAUACCUGUCCAUCCCCACGUUUAUAGCAAUGGCCACAUCUGCCUGUCCAUCUUAACGGAGGACUGGUCACCAGCUCUUUCGGUGCAGUCUGUUUGUCUUAGCAUUAUUAGCAUGCUGUCUAGCUGCAAAGAGAAGAGGCGGCCACCUGAUAACUCCUUUUAUGUACGGACAUGUAAUAAAAAUCCAAAGAAGACAAAAUGGUGGUAUCAUGAUGACACCUGUUAAUAUGAACUUUCUAGAACUCCUGGAGGGAAGAAGUCCUACUGACCUAUAAAAGCACUUUUUUAAAAUCAUAUGGUCUCUGAACUUUACCCUUGGACUCAAACUCAAGCAUGGACUCAGACCACAAACAUGGGAGAUGAUGUCAGCUGUGUUACUGGUAACCAGUUGGAUGCAUGUUUGGGGGGGGGGGAACAGAUGAAGAAAGGAAAUAAAUUUCAAAGAGAAUGGAAAUGGACCCAUCAUCCGUUUGGUGUGGAGAAAUGUAGAUUUAUCCAGGAAGAAUGAAUUCUUUUUGUAGUGAGAUUGUUUUGUCUUGGACCACACAUGUUCCUGUUCUUUUUUUUGUCAUUGGUAUGUUUUAGGGUCCAUGUGUCUCGUGCAAUAACAAGGAUGGGUGCAUAGCAGGGCCAAUAAUGAGAAAUCCAAAUCAUAUUGUAGAAAUCCAAAAACAAAUCUGGAAAAGAUUGUAGUGUCCCUUUGCUUAUCUUUCCUUUAUUCCUACUGAAAUUAUAUGCACUGUGAAAUGAACUAAGAAAAGAAAAGUUCAUUGUGAAACAGACAUGCAGUUCUACCGAUGGCACACCACUUCAGGGGGUAAAAUUCGGAUGCUUCACUGUAAAUAGUUUAAUUUAAGAACGGUACAGUUUUAUCUCAUUCAUCGCCAGUUCUGAUAUCACAGCAAAUGGUGUUUUCAUUGUCUGUUAUGCUUGUUUGGACUAUAUUUGCUCUGUAUGAGCAUUAACCAACCUUGACCAUCCAUGAACUCAUAUUUACCUCUACCAAGUCAUAUGGGAUGGAACCAGUGUUCUAUGUAGUUUUGGCUUUGAAGCAAAGCUAGGUAACCCAAUAUAUUGAAUGUUGGCAAGAAAGUUCCGUCUUGUUCUAUCUUAUUUGUAUAAAAUGUUUUGUAUUGAGAUGUCAGCUCAAAUCUCUUUAAACUAUUCCAUUUUAAAUGUUUUCUUCCUUGAUUGCUUUCACAUUUUUUUUUUUUUUUUUUUUUGGUCAUGCUUUUACUUUUUUUUUCUUUUUUUUUUUUGGUACGAGUAAUGAAAAAAGUUGAAGAAUGGCAGUAUGUUUGGGAAUGUAUGUCUUAUUUAAUUCUGGGUACUUGUUUUAUUCUCUGUAACCUCAGAUGGUUUGGAAGUUAUUGUGGUUUGUAUAUUCUCAAGAUUAUCCUGGUCAUACUUGUCUGGCUCAGGUAAUUUUUUCAAGGAAGACAAAAAAAAUCACAAAUAUUCCUGAAUAUUUUCCAUUCGAUUGUAUUUUCUCCUAAAGGACUGUUACAUAGUUAAAAAAAAUUGAUGCAUAUAACUCUUAAAAGUGAAAUUACUUAACUAAACUGGCAGCAUGGUCUAUAUGUAAAUAGACAAAUGAUUAAUUCAGAGCACAUAUUUGAUAAUGUUUGGAUCCUGCACUUUUUCCACGAUUAAAUUAUUUUAUUUCUCCAAAAAUGAGUGAAAAAAAAAAAAAAACUCUUUCAGAAAGAUCUUCUGUCCACAACAAUUAUAUAUGUUUGAUAUCUGAUUGGUAAUGUUUGAUUUCACACUGUUGAUUAACUUAAUACACUCCAAAGAUGUAUUUUUUAGCCAUUUAUUCAGAAAUACUUGAAUAUUCCAAACCUGGUUGGCUUGUCUUCUUUUCCAUUGUCUGUGGUACUUAGACUUCCAAGUGAAUGUGUUGGUGUAGAAAAAAAAUGGAGAUGGCCAUGACUCUUCCCUCUGCACACAAUAUCAGGAUACUUUGUGUUACACGUGUAAUUGUCCUUACUACUGAAAGAAAAUGUUUGACAACAGGGCUAAACUUGAAUGUGUGAUUGGUGGUUGAGAAUUAUAUUGGUGUUAUAUUGGACACCUGUCAUCAUUUGAAAGGAAAUUAAUAAGUGUACAUGGUUAAGUAGACUUGGGUAUCUCUAAACAGUUGUUUUUUUUUGUUUUUGUUUUUUUUUCUGAUAAAAUUUUGGUUUGCAAGUUAUAAGAGGUGAUAGGAGUUAUUUUUCUUAUUCUUUCUUUGAGUUUUUUGGGUAUGUACAAAUUAUGUAAGUUGUGCCUGUUAAUUUAAAAAUAAAAAUACAGGUUUUGA
Ctenopharyngodon idella (grass carp) is the source of this 2617-nucleotide messenger RNA. RefSeq names its product ubiquitin conjugating enzyme E2 Wb (gene ube2wb). Lineage: Eukaryota; Metazoa; Chordata; Actinopteri; Cypriniformes; Xenocyprididae. The transcript is spliced from 6 exons. The record is from RefSeq and is a predicted model, not a curated record. Bases 86 to 541 code for a protein of 151 amino acids.